Molecule: messenger RNA, 1070 nt
Organism: Etheostoma spectabile (orangethroat darter)
Lineage: Eukaryota; Metazoa; Chordata; Actinopteri; Perciformes; Percidae
Product: zinc finger protein 239-like
Exons: 2
Biological process (GO): regulation of transcription by RNA polymerase II
Cellular component (GO): nucleus
Molecular function (GO): DNA-binding transcription factor activity, RNA polymerase II-specific; RNA polymerase II transcription regulatory region sequence-specific DNA binding
Source: RefSeq, a predicted model, not a curated record
GACUCAGAGGAGCGAGGGAGCAAGAGGAAGAAGGAGGAGAAAGAGAGAGAGAGGAAGAACCCAAAUGUCACCACUGUCAACACUGUGACAAAUCCUUCACAACAUCUGGAACUUUAAAUCUUCAUCAGAGAGUUCACACUGGAGAGAAUCUACACAGCUGUGAUCUAUGUGGUAAAACCUUUACAAGGAGGGGUAGUCUAGUAAUACACCGCCGUGUUCACACCAGAGAGAAACCGUACCGGUGUGAUCAAUGUGGGAAAACCUUUUCUUAUAAUAAUAGCUUUAAAUCUCACCAGCGCAUUCACACUGGAGAGAAGUUGUACUGCUGUGAUCUAUGUGGUAAAAUCUUUACAAGGAGGGAUAAACUAGUAGUCCACCAACGUGUUCACACCGGAGAGAAACCGUACCGGUGUGAUCAAUGUGGGAAAACCUUUACUUAUAGUAGUGGCCUUAAAUCUCACCAGCGCAUUCACACCGGAGAGAAGCCGCACAGCUGUGAACACUGUGGGGAAACAUUUUCUGAGAGCGGUAGCCUUAAUACUCACCAGCGUGUUCACACUGGAGAGAAGCCGUACUCGUGUGAACACUGUGGGAAAACGUUUUCUGGGAAUGGUCGCCUUAAAUUACACCGACGUGUUCACACCGGAGAGAAGCCGUACAGCUGUGAUCUAUGUGGAAAAACAUUUUCUCAGAUUGGUAACCUUAAAUCUCACCGACGUGUUCACACUGGAGAGAAGCCGUACAGCUGUAAACACUGUGGGAAAACGUUUUCUCAGCGAAGUAACCUUAAGUCUCACCAGCUCAUUCACACUGGAGAGAAGUUGUACAGCUGUGAUCUAUGUGGUAAAAUCUUUACAAGGAGGGAUAGCCUAGUAAUCCACCAACGUGUUCACACCGGAGAGAAACCGUACCGGUGUGAUCAAUGUGGGAAAACUUUUACUUAUAGUAGUGGCUUUAAAUCUCACCAGCGCAGACACACCGGAGAGAAGCCGACCUGGGGCCUGUUGCACGAAACUAGGAUAAGGGAUUAAGCCGGGAUAUUCAAGUUAUCCUGGAUGAAUUUAGCUUGG